Molecule: messenger RNA, 714 nt
Organism: Schistocerca piceifrons (Central American locust)
Lineage: Eukaryota; Metazoa; Arthropoda; Insecta; Orthoptera; Acrididae
Product: enkurin domain-containing protein 1-like
Exons: 3
Coding region: 127-534 (135 amino acids)
Cellular component (GO): cytoplasmic microtubule
Source: RefSeq, a predicted model, not a curated record
GGCACACGCUUGGGCAAAGAGACAACCUCUGUAAGGCAGGGCUCGGCUGCUUGUCCUUUGGGGGAGGACUUGACUGACAACUCACUGCCCCACACAUUUAGUGUGACAAAGCAGCCAUCCAUAAAAAUGACUGCAAAAGCAAUGGCUGCAAGAAAGAAAGUACUCGCUCCCUCGACUCCGGACCCUCUGAAGGCACCUCCUUCGUAUAAAAGAGGUGUUGUCCCUAGGUACCUGCGGUCUCAGAAGAAAGAACAACAGAAAGGAGAUGAAGAGUUAUUUGAUUCCCAACAAGGAUACAUUCCUCUCCCAAAUGACACUAGGAAAGAAGUGCUUACAUUGCUCAGGAAAAGUUUUGCCGAUUUGGCUCAUCAGCUAAACAUGCUGCCACUUCGACCGCCAAACCUAGAGAUUCGAGAAAGGAGAAUGGACAUUGAGAAGCAGCUGGAUAAACUAGAAGAAGCAAUUCAAGUAUUUUCUCAGCCUGAAGUAUCUGUGAAACUUGCACUUCACAAAAGGAGUGCGAAAAGUGUCUGAGUAAAGGAGCACAGUGUUACCUACAGUUAACAGACAGUUUACUGCCUGUCCCAAUCAGGCAAGAAAAACGUAAGAACUGUUGCAUUUUAACAUAUCAAGUAAUCUAUUGUUCCUGUGUCCCCUGUAACCAGUGUCACGAAAGUUCCCAUUGUCUUCACACAAGAUCGAUGUGUGUAUUAU